Molecule: messenger RNA, 831 nt
Organism: Phytophthora infestans T30-4
Lineage: Eukaryota; Oomycota; Peronosporomycetes; Peronosporales; Peronosporaceae
Exons: 2
Coding region: 1-831 (276 amino acids)
Molecular function (GO): protein dimerization activity
Source: RefSeq, a predicted model, not a curated record
AUGGCGGACGUCGUGCGGUGCUUUGGAAAAAUACAUGCUGCCUUUGUUGCCAGUGCAUACGCUUCUCAUCUAGUCCCAGUGGUGGAGAAGCGAUGGGCGAACUGUGAGCAACCGCUGAUGCUUCUCGCUUUCGCAUUGCACCCGCUCUACGUGACCCAUACGCGUGCCUUAAUCCAAGCUCACGACAAAACUGUCAUAUUAAUGUCAGUAGACGGCGUCUCCGCUGCUGCUGACUAUUACUAUCGCCGCUAUGUUGAUCUCAACAGCAACGGACUCGUAGGUGAUGUCGACAAGUGGUUGCGUGGCAAAUUUACCCCGAAAAAGCACACUGACUUCACUGACCAGGCCGGUGUCCUUCAACCGAAUGGGGUAAUUGAUUAUUGGGUCCACGUUACAGAUUCGUGGUACGUCAAGGGCAGUAAACUUCCUCAGCUAGCGAAAGUGAUUCUGUCAGUCGCAGUGAACACUGCGACAUGCGAGCGCUGCUUUAGCGAGCUGGGAUUGAUACAGACACCACGGCGAAAUAAGCUAAAGUUUGAUAAAGCUCGACUCAUCGGCAUCAUUCGAAAUGAGGUCCGCGAGCGCAAUCGUCGGGAAAGUGAUAUCGGCGAGUGUAGAAGGCAGAAGAAGCCUGUUAACCCUGCAGAGAGACCAAAACAGCAGAUGCACGGAGUUUCCGAUCCUGCAACCUCGCUGUCCACUCUGGCUGACGUUACUGAUGUCGACUACAUGGAGACUGUUGGAGCAGUGGACUUCUGGUUGGACGCCAUCGUCGAUCUAGAAGACGAUGGAGAAAAUAUUGUGAAUAACGUCGGUGACGAUGAAUGCUAA